AAAUAAAAGGAGUGAAUAAAUCAAAUACGAUUAAAUAAAAUCGGAGAUGAUAUUGAGGUGUUGAGAAAGUUCAACUACAGUUCGAAAAGCACCUGAAUUGUUGAACGACUUACAAGAAUCAAAAAAAUAAAAUUUAUGUAGUGCGAUGGAGUUAUGCUGGGCUCAAAAUUGUACGUCUCCAAUCAGUGGACCGUCACCGUUAGUGUUUAGUCAAUUAAUUCAGACAAUAAUUGCAGCACAAUGUAGUCUUGGCAGAAUAGACGAUUAUCCUCCGGAUCGAACACCUGAGAUUGUGGAAAAUUCUGAAGAAUCAUUCGAUUUUAUAAUUGUCGGUGGUGGAUCAGCUGGUUCGGUUUUGGCUGCACGAUUAUCUGAGCAGUCUGAUUGGAAAGUAUUACUAAUAGAAGCUGGAACUUAUCCUUCAGCAAGAACUGACGUCCCACAGUUAUCUUCAGGAGCACAAAGAAAUUCGGAAGAAUAUGAUUAUCCGGCAGAACCACAAGAAAAUUUUUGCUUAGGACAGGUGAAUAAACGUUGUAGACUGGCCACAGGAAAAGGAUUAGGCGGAAGUUCUACUCUCGGUUGUAAUGCAUAUAUUUACGGACAUAAAAUUGAUUACGAUUCUUGGGAAGCGGAAGGUAAUGAAGGUUGGGACUUCGAAAGUGUCCUCCCUUAUUUUAAAAAAUCAUCGAAUUACCCACGAGAAAUAAUUGAGCAAUAUGGUGACAAUUAUCUAGGAACUGAUGGACCUAUGAGCAUUCGAUUGUUGAAUUACACGAGUUCAUCAUCUCCAGAAGCUGUAGUAAAAGCUGUGUCAGAAAUAGGUAUUCCAAAGAUAGAUAUUUUUAAUAUCGGUCGUUCUAUUGGAUUCACAAAAAUUCACGUGACUGUAGAAAACGGAAAACGUGUCAAUGCAGCAAAAGCUUUUUUAUCCCCGAUCAAAAAUAAAAAAAAUUUGUAUGUCAUGACUUCUACAAGAGCUGAUAAAAUUUUAAUAAGCAAUAAAAAGACAACCGGAGUGCGAGUUAUUCUCAAAGAUGGCAAGACGGUCGACAUAAAAGCAUCGAAAGAAGUUAUUCUAUCUGCUGGAGUCAUGGGAUCUCCGAAAUUAUUGAUGUUAUCUGGGAUUGGGCCUAAGAAAGAUUUAGAUGAACUUGAAAUCGAUUGUAUAGCUGAUUUACCAGUUGGUGAAAAUCUUAUCGACCAGCUUAUAUGGCCGGGUUUUUUUUUUGGAAUUCCCAAAUCAAACACAUGUCCAUAA
Microplitis mediator is the source of this 1261-nucleotide messenger RNA. RefSeq names its product glucose dehydrogenase [FAD, quinone]-like. The record is from RefSeq and is a predicted model, not a curated record. Gene Ontology annotation, molecular function: ecdysone oxidase activity; flavin adenine dinucleotide binding. The transcript has 2 exons. Lineage: Eukaryota; Metazoa; Arthropoda; Insecta; Hymenoptera; Braconidae. The coding region runs from base 146 to 1261 and encodes 371 amino acids.